UUCAACAGGAGACCAACUUUCUUUAAUAAUCAUAUAAAAAGUAAAAACAAAUUGUUUAUAAAAAGCAAAAAAUAAAUUACAAAAAAAAAAAAGACAACAAGAGAGUGGAACAGCAUUUUGCCAUCGAAGACACGGUACAAGCCCAAUCGUCUAUAAAACAACUCCCUCUCUUCAUCUUCCUCCACCAUCUCCUCUUUUACAAGUACGCCCUUCACCUUAUAAUCUCUCUCAUUUUCCUCCCAACAUUUUCCUUUUCUCGCUAAAAACUCCAUCUCCUUUCCUCCGUUCUCGAAUCCAAAUCCGCCAUGGGAGUUGCCGUUCUUCAGCCUCGUGAUUGUCUAACCGAUCCUCUCUCCAUCAGAAACAUCCUUCACCCUCCUCCACAACGGCCUAACAAACCGACGCCCAAUCGCCGUCGCCGGAGUCCGCCGCGUCGUCAACCGGAGACCUCUCCUCCGCCAAAGGGAUCGAAGAAGAAGAAGAAGAAUCUCAACCACAACCACGUUAGAAUUCCGAAGCGAGGAGAAGAGAAGGUACCAGAUCUGAGAUCUGCUCGUCAGAUCGUAUCAGAUCCGGUGAUGAUCCCAUCGCAGAGCCGGAGAUCGACCCCAGCUUUGUUUUACGCUGGUCCAGUCACAUCGACAUCUCCGCCGCCGAGCGAAGUUCCCUUACCGGCGUUCUUCGCGAAGAGAAGCGUCUCCUCGUUCGAACCAGCCGACGCAACCACAGAUCUGAUCAGAAUCUUGCGGUUAGACACCGCAUGAUUCGAGCGAUCUCAGAUCUCCGAUCAAUAAGAAAAAUUAUCUCUUCGCUAAAUUCGAAUCAUUCUCUUAUUUUUUCAAGGGGAAUGAUCGAAAUAUCUUCUUAACAGGUCUUUUAGUUUCGAUGUCUCGUUAGUAUGUGUAUUGAUAAGCUUUCCGUCUUCGAGUAAGCUAUGAUUUCGUAGGGUUCUUAAUAAUAUAGAUGAUCUGAUUAGUUUUGUUUAA
Messenger RNA from Brassica napus (rape), 986 nucleotides. Its product is annotated as serine/arginine repetitive matrix protein 1. The coding region runs from base 306 to 764 and encodes 152 amino acids. NCBI's taxonomy places the organism in Eukaryota, Viridiplantae, Streptophyta, Magnoliopsida, Brassicales, Brassicaceae. The record is from RefSeq and is a predicted model, not a curated record. The transcript has a single exon.